UACACAUUAUACUGGACCGAGUGGCUGACAGUUCUAGACGCGAGCAGACCGCGUGACUGCUUACUUACCUACCUAUUCUGUAGUUUUUGGCAAAAAAUAUAAAAAGUGCACUUUCCGAGCCAAGAUCCAAGUGAAACGUUUUACAAAUGUGACGAAAUUGUCGAGGAUUAUUGGACCUUUAUCUUGCUGAUCAAGUUUUGGAUUAUUGCGCAAUCAAAGAUGUCGCUGCAGGAGCUGGGCGUGCAGCUGUUCGACGCGGGGGCGGUGCGGCUCGGCGACAUCGAGGCCAAGCUGGGCCGCCGCACGCCCUUCUACUUCGACCUGCGCGUCGUGGUCUCGCAUCCUCACAUCAUGAUGGCGAUCGCUCAACAGCUUCAAGUGUUGAGCUCAGAAAUAGAGCACGACAUCCUGUGCGGCGUGCCCUACGCCGCGCUCCCCUUCGCGGCGGUCAUGUCGGUCAACACCAACACCCCCAUGAUUAUGAAGAGGAAGGAAACCAAAAUGUACGCGACCAAGAAAAUUCUCGAAGGCGUCUUCGAAAAGAACCAAAACUGCCUAGUCGUCGAGGACGUGGUGACAUCUGGCGGCAGCUUGCUGGAAACUGUCACGACUCUGCGCGACGAGGGGCUCGCCGUCACGCACGCCGUCGUAGUUCUCGACCGAGAACAAGGUGGCGCUAGCGUGCUCGCCGCCAACGGUGUUCGAGUGAAAGCGCUGUUCACGAUGACCGAAUUAGUGAACAUUCUCAGAGACGCCGGCAGGAUUAGCGACGAAACUGUAGAAAUUGUGUCCGACCACAUCAAGCAAUGUCAGUUCGGCAUGAAGGACAACUUCGAACAAUUGACUGCGCCGUUAUGAAACCUGGUGCUCACGUAUCUACCUACCUACGUUACAGUUCAAUCCUGAUUCAAUCCCUAAGGAUUAUGUUUCGCCUCUAGAUACUUAUCUGUUAUUGAUCAAAUAUUAGCAAUGCCUAACAUUGUAAUUAUUGAUUAUUACCUACCUUAACUUUUAACUUGAGAUAAUCAUUGUUUAUCUAUUACAAUAAUUUCCUGUUAGGUAGGUAGGUACAAUGUAAGUGGACUCACCAUCUGUAAUAUCAUCAUCAUUAUGGUAGGAUAGAUAGCUUCUGUAUUUUUAAGUUAAAUUUAUAAUGCAUACAGCGGAAUGAUUGUGGAAUAAAAUGGCUGUUUUAGUAUUUCCUACCCAGUAUAAUAAACGUUAUCCACAUACUAGUUAGCUACUAAUUAAUUAGCGAGACCGUUAUGGAAAGGAAACGGCACAGCGACAGCGCUCUCUGGCGCAUGCAAAUGAUUUGCGAUUAGCAUAAGCCUAACACUUUAAUAUAAUUUAAAAUUUUAUUUAAGGGUUUUAGAAAAUAAAACAUCUAAAUAAAAUUA
Bicyclus anynana (squinting bush brown) is the source of this 1400-nucleotide messenger RNA. RefSeq names its product uridine 5'-monophosphate synthase. Gene Ontology annotation, biological process: UMP biosynthetic process; pyrimidine nucleobase biosynthetic process. The transcript is spliced from 3 exons. Lineage: Eukaryota; Metazoa; Arthropoda; Insecta; Lepidoptera; Nymphalidae. The record is from RefSeq and is a predicted model, not a curated record. Gene Ontology annotation, molecular function: orotidine-5'-phosphate decarboxylase activity; orotate phosphoribosyltransferase activity. The coding region runs from base 220 to 858 and encodes 212 amino acids.